Messenger RNA from Staurois parvus, 348 nucleotides. The record is from the annotation of a GenBank genome assembly. NCBI's taxonomy places the organism in Eukaryota, Metazoa, Chordata, Amphibia, Anura, Ranidae.
UCCAGCGGUGUCCUUUCUUGCCGGCACCUUUAGUGUGGGCAUCCGGCUGUGACAGCUUGCGGCUUCACAGCUGGGUGCCCACUGCGCAUGUGUGAGAGAUGCUGCGCUUUGUGAAUGGUCCCGUAGAAUUCUGGGACCUGUCACGUGUCCCAGAAGACUACGGGGGGGGGGGGGGGGGGGGUAGGACAACGUCAGCUUCCGAUCGCCUAGGCAAUCACAGUGGAAGUGGGAGCGGGCACCUGUCAAAUUCGGAUACCCGUUCCCCAAUGUUGCCAAUCCUUAAUGGGGAGCGGGGGACAAAGGCUUAAAGCAGAAACUUCCCCUUUUGGGUGGAGCUCCGCUUUAAAA